AUGGCACCGCAAGUGACCGCGACGUGUUUUCAAGAGGUGGAGACGGCAUCUCUGCGCAUGCUCGUGCUACCACACGCAGGCGGUAUGUCACGUACGCUGGCACUUGAGUGGGGCAAGAGUUUUCGCGCUGCAGGUCUGGCUGUGGACCUGUGGGGCGUAGACUGGACAUGGUCAUUGGCAGAUGACGUCGCGGAGGAUACUGCCGCUCUCUCGCUGGAGCUUGUGACUGCCAUAUGCAAGAAACUGAGCAUUGGUUUCUUUAGCAAGCCGUUUGUUCUGAUAGGUCAUAGUCUCGGCGCGUUGGUGGCAUUGGCCUUGACGCACUUCCUAGAGCAGCAAACGUUCUCGACUCCUCGCCACGUAUUCUUCUCGGGGGCUGCAGGUCCUGAUAUGUGGAAGCUGUACGACAUGGGUGUGUUGCAGGGAGAUGCAAAACUGCUGGAGUUGCUGGACCAGUGGGGAGGCACGGACAAGGGUCUGCUGGAGAUUCCAGAGCAGAAACAAAAGUUGUUGAAAGAUCUGCGUGCCGAUUUGAUACUGCACAAUGGCGUCGUGCAUUGGCUCAAAAAGCAGAAGGGGCUGAAGAUUUGUUCCGAUGUGACGGUGUUUGGUGGAUCAGAAGAUGCAGCGGCUCCAGUGGACUCGUUACCCAAGUGGAAGGAAGUCUGCGCUGAGGACAGGGAAUUCAAUGUAAAGCUGUUUCCAGGUGGACACUUUUACUUGACGAGUGCUGAGAGUCAGGAGGUUUUUGCGAAAGCUUUUAUUGCCAAACUGGAGGUUGUGUCUGCAAUUGUCGUGACGGAGUCGCGUGCUUUGAUCAACGGGUUAAACUCGAAGGUUGGGUUAUAUCCGUCGAAAAAGUGCCUGCACGACAUAUUCGCGGAGGCUGUUAAGCGGACUCCCAACACAAUUGCUUUGCACUACGAGGGCAAAACGUUGACGUUCCGUGAAGUGGACGAGCAAAGUGAACGACUCGCUGAUUACCUGUAUCACGCUGGUGUGCGUCCUAACUGCAUCUCAGGCAUCUUCAUGGAGCACUGCAUUGAGUUUGUGAUAGCUUAUAUCGCUGCACUGAAGGCUGGUGGCGCGUACAUGCCGCUAGAAAUUGUUUAUCCUCCUGAUCUUCUUGAACGCGUCAUGGAAGAGUCCAAGCCAACUGUCGUGCUGACUAAGAAGAAGUUCCGCAGCCGCCUACCAGCCUGGCAACAAGCACUUGAGCUGGACAAUGGUUGGCUCGAUGCUUUAGCUCAGAAAAGUAUUCCUGCCAUGCCUGCAGGUCGCACGCGCACCCACCCGGAUGAUCUGGCAUACGUAGUCAUGUCGUCAGGAACCACAGGCAUACCAAAAGGUAUAUGCUGUCCUCAUCGUGGUGCUGUGCAUUCGUACCAUUGGCGUCUUACCCAUUGUCCGUACAAAGAAGACGACCGUGUCGCAUGCCAUGUCUUUUUUGUUUGGGAGCUGCUACGACCAAUGCUUGGAAACCGACCGUUGUACAUCAUCCCAGACAAUGCAAUUUACGAUCCCGUCAAGUUGGUCGAUUACCUUGACACUCAUGAUAUCACUCGCAUCCUCUUCACGCCGUCACUCCUGCAAUUAGUUCUUGAUACGUGCUCGAGGGACGAACUACUGCUGAAGCUUUCAAAGCUGCGGCUGGUGUGGCUUUGUGGUGAAGUUGUUACAUUGGCGCUGCGUGAUCGCUUCGUUCGUCUCUUUCCCAAGUGUGAGCUGCAGAACCUUUACAGUGUAUCGGAGUGUCAUGACGUGAGUGCGGUGGAUCUUGCCGCAAUGACCGACUAUGACAACUCGCUAUCUACAAAGUAUACUUCUUGCGGCAAAGUCAUGCCAAAUGUGAAAGCGUAUGUGCUAGAUGACGAUUACAAGUCUGUUUCUGUCGGCGUACCUGGAGAGCUCUAUAUUGGUGGACCCUGUUUGGCCAUCGGAUAUCUUAACCGCCCGGAGCAGACAGCAGAGCGCUUCCUUAAGCACGUCGUGCCAGGAGAGACUGUCUAUAGGACAGGUGAUCGUGCACGUUUCUUGCCAAAUGGCCACCUCGAACUUAUUGGGCGCUGCGACUUCAUGGUGAAGAUUCGCGGGUACAGUGUUGUAUUGGGUGCUGUCGAGUCAGCUUUAGCUCAGCACUCUUUAGUGUCCUCAUCGGUGGUGCUCACGGAAGGAGACGAGGGUGAGGACAAGCGUUUAGUCGCCUAUAUCGUACCAGAAGACUGGGAAAAGGUGCCGAGUGCAUCAAAUCUUCGCAAGUUCUUGAAGGGAAAGCUUCCGCACUACGCGAUCCCAUCCAUAUUUGUAAGGCUUGAUGCGCUUCCAAUUAACAGUGCAAGCGGCAAGCUGGAUCGUAAGAAGAUGCCGUCGGUCGAGGAGGCCAAGAAGUUGCGCAACGAAUCGAUUGAUUUGUCAGUGGAUUUAAAGAACCUGCCGCAGACCGAUACCGAGAGGAAACUUGCAUCCAUCUGGUCCGAGCUUCUCCGUCUCGAAAACGACAACGUGCUGCAUCGUGAAGCAAGCUUUUUCGAUGUGGGUGGCCACAGUUUGCUUUCGACACGAUUGGUUUCAAGUAUCCGCGACACGUUUGGCGUUCAGCUGACACUGGCAGACAUUUUGUCUUCGCCGAAGCUGUGUGCUAUCGCAUCGCAAAUUGACCAGUUCCUUAGCGGCCCCAGCGAAUGCAACACUUCAGUGGACAACAAAAGGACGGAGAAAAAAGUGGUUCUGCCGUUAGAAGCGGUCUUGGAUGCAUCGAUAUACCCUGCUGCCACCCGUAAGGCUGGUUACAGUCGUUAUCGCGUGGAAAUGGUGGGAUUGCCUCCACGCAACCUUUUCCUGACAGGAGCGACUGGAUUCCUAGGUACUCAUCUGCUGCAUGCUCUGCUGAAGUAUUCGACAAGCAUCAUCUUUUGCUUGGUCCGUGCUGCUGAUGAGGACGCGGCAAUGGAUCGCAUUAAGAAAGCACUGAAGGAGUUUGCACUUUUCGAGGAAGCACAAAAGUUUCAUCUAGAGGACCGAGUAGUUCCUGUUCCGGGCAACCUCGCGCAACCGCUUCUAGGUCUGGACGCCGACACGUUCAAGAUGCUGGCGACUGAGAUCGACGCGAUUCUGCAUAACGGCGCAGAAGUUAACUUGGUGAAGCCAUACUCCGCCAUGAAGAGCGUCAACGUAUUGGGCACGCAAGAAGUGUUGCGUCUUGCAGUGACCAACGGGUUGGCGAAGACACGCGUGAAGCCCGUUCACUAUAUCUCAACGAAUGGAGUUUUCCCAUCGGCGCUGGCCGCACCCAAGUUUUUGGAGAACGCUAACUUGACCGAGCUGUCUGAUCAACUCGACAACGGCUACGCACAAAGCAAGUGGGUAUCCGAGCAAAUGUGUCACGAGGCUGCUCAUCGUGGCCUCCCAGUCUCGAUUCUGCGUCCCGGCAACAUGGCUCCGUCCUCUCUCGUAGGCCAAUGGAACACCAGCGACUUCAUCUACUUGCUGCUCAAGGGCUGCGUGAGUCUUGGUGCCGUGCCCGAUCGGUCUGACUGGUAUUUCGACAUGACUCCAGUAGAUUAUGCAGCGCGUGCCAUCGUACACUUUGCUGCUCUUCGGCCAGUAGAGGCGCUUGGCCAGACACUGCACAUCCAGAACCCGUCGCUGCCUGUGAAGAGCGACGUAUUCUUUUCGAUUUUCACGGCUGCAAUGGCUAGCAAGAAGUUGUCAGUGAUGGAAUACUCGAAAUGGAAGACGAGUCUGCAACAAAGUGCUGCCAAGAAGGACGCGUCACUCGAGCUACAGAAAUUGGCAGCAGGCAUUGAUUCGUUCGAAAUGUACUUUCAGAGCAACAAGGUUUUCGACUCGACAAUCUCAGCCGAAUUGCUACAAGCUCGAGACAUUUUCUGUCCCAUCAUCAAUCAGCAGCUGCUGACCACGUACACUGCCAUGUGGGUGAGCUCGUCAAAACAUAACAAUUAA
Messenger RNA from Peronospora farinosa, 3963 nucleotides. Lineage: Eukaryota; Oomycota; Peronosporomycetes; Peronosporales; Peronosporaceae. The record is from the annotation of a GenBank genome assembly.